Molecule: messenger RNA, 855 nt
Organism: Nymphalis io (European peacock)
Lineage: Eukaryota; Metazoa; Arthropoda; Insecta; Lepidoptera; Nymphalidae
Gene: Trs31
Product: trafficking protein particle complex subunit 5
Exons: 5
Coding region: 138-698 (186 amino acids)
Biological process (GO): endoplasmic reticulum to Golgi vesicle-mediated transport
Cellular component (GO): TRAPPIII protein complex; TRAPPII protein complex; TRAPPI protein complex
Source: RefSeq, a predicted model, not a curated record
CUAGCACUUAGUCUUAUUUCCUACGCUUACAUCCAUUAUCUACUUUCUGUUUGAAUGCUUCGAGUUUAACAAAUAAUCUAUAACGAUCUCACAGAGGAUUCAUAAAAUUUGAAUGUAAAUAUCUAAGCGGGAUCAUCAUGUCAUCAAGUCGCUCCAAAACAUCGAUUCUCGACAAACCUUUAAGCAAAGGCAAAGGGGAGGUUUCCUUAGCCCUCUAUGCCCUUUUAUUUUCAGAAAUUGUACAAUUCUGCCAAAACCGAUCACACUCUAUUCAUGAACUUCAAACAAAAUUGUCUGAAAUGGGAUAUGAUGUUGGAACAAGACUACUUGAUCUGUACUUUGUAAGAGAGAGAAAUAGUAAGCGUGAAAUAAAACUGUUAAAUAUGCUACUAUUUGUAAAAUCUACACUAUGGAAGGUUUUAUUUGGAAAGGAAGCUGAUAAAUUAGAACAUGCUAAUGACGAUGAACGGACAUAUUAUAUAAUUGAAAAAGAUGCAUUGAUUAAUAAGUUCAUAAGUGUACCUAAAGAUAAGGGGACUCUCAACUGUGCUUCAUUUAAUGCUGGCAUCAUAGAAGCUGUUCUUACUAAUGGAGGAUUUCCAGCUAAAGUAACAGCACAUUGGCACAAGGGCACUACAUACAUGGUAAAAUUUGAAGAUUUUGUCAUAGCCAGAGACAAAUGUUUGGAUGAUCGUUAAAACUUAUUUGGUUUCUUUAAAAUGUACUCAUUAAUAGAUGUUAAAUAAAACACUGUUUCCCGUAAUUUUUUAAACCUAAUUUAUGUGUUCGUGUCAUUGUAUCAAUUUAAUUACAUCUUAAAACUAUUAUUUGUAUAAAUAUAAAAAAAAAAAUAUU